UCUACCCUAUAGCCCUGAGAUACCUUUGGUUGUCUCCCAUCCAAACACUAACUGGGUCCAACCCUAUUUAGUAUUUCAUAGUCAGCCAGCUGGAUGUUUGUAUGUAGGCAAACUAGAGGCAGAGAAUAUGAACCAUUGGGGAAUCCUUGAGGUUGUUUUGUACCUUUCAAAGUCUGAUUGAGUUCCCAGUGCCAUGAAAUGCAUUUCACUGGUGGUUGCAGAAACUGCUCUUGGUGUGCUAAUAAUAAAAUUGCUUCCACAGGCAAGGUGAAAAAUCGGCCUGUCUCUACUGCUACUCUAAGAACUGCUAACUGUCCCCAGUGCUUAGAUACCAGAGUGGCAAAACCUUCAGGUGUGACGCACCGUUAUGAAAAUGUUAAAGUAGUGGAGAUAUCUGUGGAGCCAACUGCAACUGAGGCAGUUAUAUCAGAGGGAAAAGGCAGUGCUGAAGUCCAGCAAUCUUCCAACACAGGUGAAAUUGCAGCAGAAAAGGAAGAGCAGACUUUGAAUGAUCUUGUGAAUCUUUUGCAAGAUGUGGUAAAAAAUAUCCCAACAGAAAUUGUAUUGUCAACUGAACAACCACCAACUAUUUUGGUACCCAAUAUAGUAUCAUCUCCAUCUGUAGCAAUGGACACUGUUUGGGUGAAUGUGAACCCCCCAAGUAGUGAACAGUCAAAAACAAUUGCCUUGAUCAAAAAAGUUACUCCAACUACAACAGCCUUUUGGAAACUCAGAAGUGAUGCAACUGCAUCUGUCGUCCUGCAUUCUAGUACAAGACCUUCAGAAAGUCUCCCAAGUGAGACAAGUGAGUCUGUUGUUCUGAUUUCUGAAGAAGCAACUCCAGAAAAUACACUGGAGACCAUUUCAGUUCAGGUAGAAAAAGAAGCUACCACCAGGGAGGGAAGAAAGAGUUUUGAUCAGCUAACGAAUGGAGCUUUGGCUAGUCUAGUGGAAUCUCUAAAAAAUGUAAAAAAAUUACAUAUGACACUAACCGAUAAUAAACCACACCAGAACAGCCAUUCAGUGAAGUUGCCUCAUAAGCCUGGAGGUAUAGACAUCUUAGAAGCAAUUGAUACUCUAAUUGAAACAAUUAAGAAUGCACCAUCCUCUGUUAAAGAAGAUCCAGCUCUCCAUGAGUAUGUUGAGGAAGCAGAGGGCUACUUAAAAAAUGCUCUGGAAUUAGCAGGAGAGGCAGAGAGGAAGCUCUUGCAGAAGAAAGAACAGCAGAUGAAACUUGAUGUUGAGCUUCUUCAACCCCCAUCAACAGCUCCACCUAUAACAGAAGUGAAGUUGGACUUAGAGCUGCCCUCCCUAUCAUCAGAAGCAUCUGGGACUGAAGCGAAGCUGGACAUAGAGAUAACUCCUUCCCCAUCAACAGCUCCACCUGUAACAGAAGUGGAGUUAGAAAUACCUCCUCCUGCAUCAACAGCUCUACCUGUUACAGAGGUGGACAUCCUUUUGACUCCAUCUGAGUCUCUGGAAGAGAAAGCAGAAGACAAUCAAAAAGAAAUGGGGAAAUUAAAAGCAUUUAUUAAUUUGUUAUAUGGCUUUAGUCCCCAAUUAACUGAAUAUGCAGAGAACUCACCAAAUAAAAAGGUGGCUCAGGAUAUUGUUGAAAGAUCAAUGGAAGUCCUUGAUGCUAUAAAGAGUGUUUUCUGUGGAAAACCUGAGAGGAGAAGUAAACAUAUUUUGAAGCAGUUGUUACAGAAAGACGUGGAGCUUGUAAGACAAGCCAUGAAGGAAAAAAGAGCCUCUUAAGAUACAUUUACUCCUUGGUAUGGAGGUUUUUAUGUACAAUUAGAGGUCUGGUUUCUUAUUUCUAACAGCCAUUGAAAUAUCUGUAGCCGUUUUCAUGUCUGAAAUUAAAUGUUUAUUUUUAAA
Messenger RNA from Candoia aspera, 1881 nucleotides. RefSeq lists its product as uncharacterized. Gene Ontology annotation, biological process: acrosome reaction; fusion of sperm to egg plasma membrane involved in single fertilization. The record is from RefSeq and is a predicted model, not a curated record. NCBI's taxonomy places the organism in Eukaryota, Metazoa, Chordata, Lepidosauria, Squamata, Candoiidae. Gene Ontology annotation, cellular component: acrosomal vesicle. The coding region runs from base 199 to 1758 and encodes 519 amino acids. The transcript has 4 exons.